UCUCAAUGUAUUAUUUAAAAAAACACCAGUUUCCUCUCUCCUCGUCACUGUGGAAAAGCCCGUCGGGACGGGAAAUUUAUCGAAGAAGACAGCAGAACAGAAUCGCCCAUCUUCAGAUCCACCUGGCACCAUUUUCACACCUGUAAUGAAAUUCCUCUUACUUUUAUACCCAUUAAUCAAUCCUUUGAACAUCCGCAACCGUCUCUCAUCAAUGCUCCAACUUCCCGCAUUUAACCCGGGUUCGAAUCCCCCAAGUUCCUCCACACAGUAAAUGCAGUCCCAACUUCCACGCUUUAAGGCCUCACACGAUUUUUGCUAUUUAGGGCCACCAGGGGACCGUUCUGAUCUCUUACAGCUUUAAAACCAGGGUUUUUGGCCUCCAUUUUGCCUCAAUUUGCCUUCAUUUGCUUCCAUUUGCCUUGAUUUGCCUUCAUUUUUGUUGCACAGUCGUCUCGAGCAUGACGGAAGAGAAGGGGGAAAAGGUGUUUUCAGGGGCGGCCAUGAGUGUGGAAGAGAAGAUCGAGCAGGAGCAGGAGCUGCGGCGGCGGACGAGGCGGCGGCGAUGGAUGGUGUGCUGCUGCGGAACGAGCUUAGCGACUGUCCUUGUCGUAGCUCUGGUGUGCGUCAUUCUGGCCGUCACUGUGUUCAAGGUUCGAAACCCUAAGGUUAUCGUCAAAUCUGUGUCGCUAGACCAAUUUCAGUGGAAUAUGGACCUUUUGGGCGGGAAAUUUGACCUGAAUGUGACGCUGGACAUGAGUUUGUCCGUCAAGAACCGGAACAGGGCAAGCUUCAAGUAUGGGAACAGUACUGCGCAGUUGUUCUACCGCGGCAUCAAUUGUGGAGAGGCGCAGAUUCCGGCUGGGAAAGUUGGAGCUGACCGCACCAUGGAAAUGAAUACUACUGUUACUAUUCUUGCAGAUCGUGUCAUUUCGAGCCCGCAUAUUGUGAAUGAUAUUCUGUCUGGAUUUUUGCCGCUCAGUACUUCGACGAGCAUUUCUGGGCGAGUCAAUUUGCUCAACAUCUUUAAACAUCACGCCAUUUCGUCCUCUUUCUGCAAUAUGACCAUUGCUAUAGUGAAUCGUACCAUUCAUAGCGAGAAAUGCUCAUAUGGUUUCAAGCUCUGACUGGUUUGCAGUAUUUUGUAGAAUUUAUAUAUGCACAUAUAAUCUCCUAGGGAGAAUAUCUUUAUUAUGUAGAUUUUGGCUUAAAGUUUUGCUUUGUUGGAGAUCAUGGAGGAAGUUUCUUAUAAAUUGGGCUAAAUUAUAUUAACUCUGAAAGUGGUUUUUGUUCA
This is a messenger RNA of Cryptomeria japonica (Japanese cedar), 1291 nucleotides long. RefSeq lists its product as uncharacterized. The record is from RefSeq and is a predicted model, not a curated record. The transcript has a single exon. Bases 459 to 1124 code for a protein of 221 amino acids. NCBI's taxonomy places the organism in Eukaryota, Viridiplantae, Streptophyta, Pinopsida, Cupressales, Cupressaceae.